AACAACACGGGAUUCACGCCAGAGUUGACGGUUGACGGCUUUCAAGAAAGGCGGAAGACGGCGCAAAGUCCCAAAACGCUCUCACAGGCGUCGCCAGCGUCGCGCGUCACCGCAUCGCUUUCCGCUUCCGUCCACACGUCGCUCUGUCGGUGGCGUCGCCGGACUCUGCGUCGGGUCAUCGUUGUCGUUGUGGGAAGUCGUCUCAAGAAGAUUCGUAGUGCCUUUUGCCACCGUGUCAUGUCCACUGUAGUCGUGUCUGGAAUGCACAGCAGUCCGAUUGCUGUUGUGAAUGAAUUUAAUGCGUGUGACUCCUCAACCGAAGUCGUGUGGUCGGUGUGGUCCUCUCUGGCCAAUAUCACGUCCGCGUGUGUGAUUAAUGGGCUUGAAGUCCGAAAGUGUUUACUGUGACCAAGGUAGUUGUGACGCAAGGUGAUGUGACCCGCUGGUUGCUGGAGUGAUAUCUGUCUUGGGCAUCUUUGUGUCGAUACAGCGCGCGCCUGGUGACAGUGGCACAGGGGCAAUCGCGUGUCAACGUCACGGGACAAGACAGUGUCCGCUACCUCGAAGGAAAAGUUGUCAGCGGUGCCAGCCAUCCCCGAACAACAAUCGUCAGCGCCCAUCAUGAUGAUCGAGAAAAGAGGUCUGUCGGGGGACGUGCACAUCUGCGGAGGAUGCCGGGCCGCUUUUUCCGACGUGGACAGCUUCGUUGCGCACAAGAGGCAGCAAGGCACCACCUGUGGGGAGAGCAGGCAGCACGACAGCCUCGGCCCCUUCCAAGCAGGGCCCGCUGUGGAACAGGUGUUUCCCAGCAUUGUGGUGCUGUCCGAGCUUUCGGCACAAAAGCCAGCAGCAGAGUCCUGGGUGCAACCGGAUGGUGCACCUCCCAUCAACCCUGACCCCGCGUCGUCUGCAGCCACGGCAACGGCCGCCACCCAUCAGCGCAGUAAGUCAAGGGACCAGCAGCCGCUGCUGCGGUGCCCCGAGCCGGGCUGCCCGUUUGGGAGCCGCUAUGCCAAGGACCUGGUGCGACACGGCCGCACCCACAGCGGGGAGCGCCCCUUUCGGUGCCACCAGUGCGCCCGCUCUUUCGGCCGCUCGGACAAGCUCAGGGCACACCUGCGCAGGCACUCGGGGGAGCGGCCCUUCCGCUGCGACCAGUGUGACUAUGCAGCCACGGACAAUGGGAUGCUAAAGAUCCACCAACGGAUCCACAGUGGAGAGAAACCCUUCAAGUGCCAGCUGUGCUCUUUCGCCGGCCGCAACUCGAGCCAGCUGUCGGUGCACCUGCGCAGCCACACGGGGGAUGCCCCCUUUGCGUGCCCCCUGUGCCCGGCACGCUUCAAGAUCAGCUGCGACCUCAAGCGCCACCGGCGGCUACACACGGGGGAGAAGCCCUUCGCCUGCUCGCAGUGCUCCUACCGCUCGGCCGUGCGCAGCAACCUGGCGUCCCAUGCGCGGCUGAUGCACUCGGAGGCGGGGGUCCAGUGUGCCGAGUGCCCCUUCAGGGGCUCCUCGAGGAGGGAGCUGCGGCUACACGUGGGGCAGCAGCACCGGAGGGGAGGCGGAGCCACACUGCUGCGCUGCCCGCACUGCCCCUACGCCUGCGACAAGCGGCAGGCCCUACAGAGUCACCUGCGCUGCCACAGCGAGGAGCGGCCCUUCCGCUGCCCCGCCUGCCCCUAUGCUUCCAAGCACCCAGGCAACCUGCGCAGCCACGUGCGCAGCAAGCACCCUGCAGACGGAGGGGCCAAGCGGGAGGCUCGCCAGGCUGCCCGCUGCCAGGCUUCCCUGCGCUGCACCCUCUGCCCUGAGACCUUCGUGCGGGAGGACUCGCUGCGGUCGCACUGGCGUCUUCACCGGGACGGCGUCCUGCCAACCACUACGGCGAGCGAGCAAGCGCCGCCGGAGCAUCCUGCAAACACCGGAGCGAGCCCCGUCGUCGCCGCCACCGAGGAGGCCCCGCCGCAGCCUCCGCGUGCGGAGGAGGUUCCCGCUGCGCAGGAGGCGGUGACGGCUGAGGGCGCCACCCUGGAGUGCCUGCUCUCGGAGCCCGCCCGGAUGACGCUGGAGUUGCUGUCGGACAAGCAGCUGCUCCUGCUCACGGGGGUUGGGCAGGACGCUGGAGGCCCCCUGCUGCUCACGCCCCUGCAGCCGGCGGACCUCGCGCUGCUCACCUCCCCGGAGAUGGAGGGCUGAGGCACUCUCCGGACCACAGUGCCUGGAACGAGCCUCGGGCCGGCGCGUUUGGAGUCCCCGUAUUACCCACGUAACACAAAGAAGCAAUUGCGUCGUGCGUGUGUUUGAGCGGGGGGAAGUCAGACGGCCGGCACUAUGGGUACCUGACAGACUCAUACAGUACUCAUUACAAGUAAUCAAGCUACUUUCGAUGAAUUACUUUUUGGAGCUGUUUUGUAAUCGUUUGACUACGUUAAUAAGGAAGUGAUUGCAGGAGUAAUCCGAUUACCUUUGGAAUUACUAAAAUAUCUCGUAGUCGUUACUAUUUUUCCCUCCCCUUUCUAAUGGCACCCUUUGUUUGUACAAAUUUUCUACCUAGAAAUCCUCUGACCAAGUCUCUGACUGGAAGAUGGUAUACCAUCAUUAGCGGAUUAACAAGAUGAGUAGGUUAUAAUUGGGUAAUUGUAAUCCAAUAGCAGACAAUGUGAAAGAGCCUUUUCCAAACCGGCGGAAAAAUUGUUGUUUUGAAAAUCUGAAGUAAUCAGAAAAGUGACGGUUACUUUCUAGACUUUUCUUCUCGAGUAAUCUAAUUAAGCACUCAAUAACUGAGUGCAGUUGUUGUUGUAAUCGAUUACUUUUGUCAAGCACUGUGUGCAAAACUGACAUCUAAUGACUCCGCCGUAGAUGAGAAAUUUCCUCUACGGUGGACAAAAACCGCCAGCCUGGAACCCUAAGGUGCACCACACAGCAGCAACGGAUGACCGCACGCCGGUACGACGCGCGUCCAGAUCGGAGUGGGCAAAGGGGAGGGUGCCGAACCCAUGCCGGGCUCUGGAGCACAAGUUCUCGCUCCACGUGCUUCGAGCCGCGGGGCGCUGGCGCACUCGGCCACCGAUCCCCCUUCCCCCGCCACGGAAGCUGCGCCGAAGCGACAUGAAGUUGCGUCCCUAGUGGUUAGUCGUGGAAGUUCCGGCAUACAACAAGGGCGAGUGUCACCGUCGUCAUGACAUCUCGACUCGUGUCUGCCGAAGCUCUCGUGCAGCUUCGAGUUGAAGAGCAGUUCAUGCCAGAGCGGGUGCCUGCUGCAUCCACUUCUGCUGUUGUGCCACCACCGGGAUCACAGCGGGCGAGAGAGCGGCACGAGUGCAACAUCCUUGGGCGGAGAUUGGGGGACUAAAGAUGGGGACGUGGUGAACGCCCUGGUCGGGGAAACAUUCCGGGCACUGUACCCCGACAAGCUGCUGCCUUGGAUGAAACGUUUCUCUGGACCGAGUGCCUUGAAGACUCCUUGCGUCGAACUCUCAAAGUCCUUCCACAUUACUCCCAAAGGCCUGUUUGUGCAAGGUCAGAAACAAAGAAAGUUUUGUACUAGGUGGCACGUACGUAUGCAAACUCCUUAAAAAAGGGUCGUAAAAAAAAAUUAAAAUUUCUCGUUAAAAUUUUUUUUUUUUUUGCCUCUUUAGCCAUUAGGCACGCGAUUUUCGAGGGAUUUUGGCAAGCUGUCUUGUCAAUAUUUUGCUAUUCACCUUUCAUGAGCAUGUUGUCCAAGCACCCCUACUCUAUGAGAUUAUAGGCAAGCACGUAGAGUGCACAAAACAAUUUAUUUUGUGUUUGAAUAAAAAGAUUUAAGGGACAGAGUCA
This is a messenger RNA of Ixodes scapularis (black-legged tick), 3816 nucleotides long. RefSeq names its product zinc finger protein 64. The transcript has 9 exons. Gene Ontology annotation, biological process: regulation of transcription by RNA polymerase II. Gene Ontology annotation, cellular component: nucleus. Gene Ontology annotation, molecular function: DNA-binding transcription factor activity, RNA polymerase II-specific; RNA polymerase II transcription regulatory region sequence-specific DNA binding. The coding region runs from base 622 to 2196 and encodes 524 amino acids. The record is from RefSeq and is a predicted model, not a curated record. NCBI's taxonomy places the organism in Eukaryota, Metazoa, Arthropoda, Arachnida, Ixodida, Ixodidae.